AAAAACUAUGUGAAAAUAUCUAAGUGAGAGACUGUAGAAGACCUAGAGGGAGAACCUUGUACGGACAUUAUUCAUCAUCUUAAGCUUAUUCGUGAUCGACACACUCAGGUGCAAGAUAAGUUAUGUGAUGGGUGACCUCAAGAAAGGAAGGAGACCUUGUCGAUGCCCAUUGCCCAUAGGCCACCAGUCAACUAAGUUUUUACAGGAUCUAAGAGGAAUCAUUGUAUCAUAUUUAAGAGGGCCCAAGAGAGAGCGUAUGAGAGAGACUGCGAAGAGCAAGAAGAAGAAGAAGAAGAAAGGAGAAUUAAUGGAGCAGGGAAGUACCUUCGAUCUGAACGUCCUUCCCGAAGAAUGUAUUUCUAACAUUCUAUCCCUCACAUCUCCUCAAGAUGCGUGCAGGUCGUCGGUUGUCUCUUCGUUUUUACGAUCGGCGGCUGAUUCUGACUUAGUGUGGGAGAGGUUCUUACCCUCCGAUAUCCACCGGAUCCUCUCCUCGUCAUCAUCUGUCUCUCGGUCUCUACCGUCUUUCUCGUCUAAGAAGGAACUCUUUCUCCAUCUCUGUCAUAAUCCCCUUCUCAUCGACAGAGGCACUAAGACCUUAUCAUUGGAGAAACACAGCGGGAAGAAACGUUAUAUGAUUGGAGCAAGAGCGCUUUUCAUUAGUUUGAAUGGUGAUACAACACAUUAUCAGAAAUGGAUACGCCACCCCGAAUCCAGGUUUCCAGCGGUGGUUGAAGUCAUGUGUAUAUAUUACCUGGUAAUUCGUGGCAAGAUGGAGACACGACUGCUGUCUCCAAACACAACGUAUGGAGUUUACCUGGUGCUUAAGUUCAAUGACAGUGGCUACGAGUUCGAGCCACUUGCAGAAGUCUCAGUCAAAUUGGUUAGUGGUACUACUGGUGUUGGUGAUGCUGAAGAGGGAGAAGUGAAGUCUGUCUAUUUGAAUCCCGUGAAGCCUAUGUAUUCGAUUACUGAAGGGAGACACAGGCGGAAGGGUGGUGUUAAACGGGGAAUAUUUCGGCUGUUUCCAUGGAGCCGCCGCAGCCACGGCCGCAUGGUAGAAGACGUGGUGGAUCCACAACCGGAGGGACAAGUACCUAAGGAGAGAAGGGAUGGCUGGAGGGAGAUAGAGAUGGGCCAGUUCUUUAAUGGAAGUGGCGAGGAUGGGUUGGUGGAGAUGAGUCUCAUAGGGGUCAGGAAGGAUACGACUCUGUUUCUUAACGGGUUUCCAGCGGUGGUUGAAGUCAUGUGUAUAUAUUACCUGGUAAUUCGUGGCAAGAUGGAGACACGACUGCUGUCUCCAAACACAACGUAUGGAGUUUACCUGGUGCUUAAGUUCAAUGACAGUGGCUACGAGUUCGAGCCACUUGCAGAAGUCUCAGUCAAAUUGGUUAGUGGUACUACUGGUGUUGGUGAUGCUGAAGAGGGAGAAGUGAAGUCUGUCUAUUUGAAUCCCGUGAAGCCUAUGUAUUCGAUUACUGAAGGGAGACACAGACGGAAGGGAGGUGUUAACCGGGGAAUAUUUCGGCUGUUUCCAUGGAGCCGCCGCAGCCACAGCCACGGCCGCCCGGUAGAAGACGUGGUGGAUCCACAACCGGAGGGACAAGUACCUAAGGAGAGAAGGGAUGGCUGGAGGGAGAUAGAGAUGGGCCAGUUCUUUAAUGGAAGUGGCGAGGAUGGGUUGGUGGAGAUGAGUCUCAUAGGGGUCAGGAAGGAUACGACUCUGUUUCUUAACGGGUAUACCAGUAUCUUCGUCCAAGGCAUUGAGGUCAGGCCCAAAGAGAACCAUUGAAUCUAUAUGACCACGUUUGAUUGACUUGGUCUUACUUUCCUGAAGAUAUUUUGAUCGCAUUUAACACCAUUUAGAGAUAUGAACCUGUUUGAUCGUACCCUAAUCGCUUUAUAAUGACAAAUGUAGCUAAAUAAAAAAAUAAUUGAACAUAAAGGAAAAUGUAUCUUCUGAA
Messenger RNA from Macadamia integrifolia, 1964 nucleotides. RefSeq lists its product as uncharacterized. Lineage: Eukaryota; Viridiplantae; Streptophyta; Magnoliopsida; Proteales; Proteaceae. The record is from RefSeq and is a predicted model, not a curated record. The transcript has 6 exons. Gene Ontology annotation, molecular function: protein binding. The coding region runs from base 128 to 1792 and encodes 554 amino acids.